CCCAGCCUUAUCCAAGAUCUUCGCCUACUAGUUCUAUUCCAUAUAUCGAGCAGCAUGGCGAUGGAAGCCCACGGAUCUACACAGCAUUCUUCAGUGCCAUGCAAUGGCGAUGGAACCAUUCGCUGCCUUGCAAACUACCACCCUACUGUUUGGGGUGAUUACUUCAUUGAAAACUAUCCAUUACUUUCGAACCUUCAGAAAUCAGAGGCAUGUAUUGGAAAGAGGAUAGGAGAGCUAAAAGAGGAAGUAAAGAACUUGCUAAAAAAUGCUAAUGAUCACUUGCAAGAGAUGGAAUUAAUUGAUGCACUUCAACGCCUGGGAGUGGCAUAUCACUUUGAAAAGGAGAUAGAUGAGAUACUAAGCCAAAUAUAUCAUGCCCAUAUUGAGGGUGAAGAUUUGCAUGCUGUUGCCCUUCGUUUUCGACUCUUGAGACAGCAUGGCUAUAACAUAUCCACAAAUAUUUUUAUCAAGUUCAAAGAAGUUGAAGGGGGUUUCAAUGCUACCUUAAGAAAUGAUGUGAAGGGUUUGUUAAGCCUAUAUGAAGCUGCUUAUCUUGGCACCCUAGAAGAUGAUGUAUUGGAUGAAGCACUUAAUUUUGCAAAAGUACAUCUCAAGUCCAUGGAAAGGCAGAUGAGAACACCUCUUGCAACACGAGUAUUAGAUGCCCUUGAGGUGCCUUUACAUAGGAGAAUGGGGAGGUUAGAGGCAAAGAAUUAUAUCUCCAUUUACCAAGAAGAUGAGAGCCGAAUUAAUGUGGUACUGGAGCUCGCAAAGUUGGAUUUUCAUGUGCUGCAAUCAAUUCAUAGAGAAGAAGUCAGGAGCAUCUCCAUGUGGUGGAAAGCACUUGGCCUUGCGAAAAAGCUAACCUUCAGCAGGGACAGAGUAGUCGAGUGUUAUUUUUGGAUUCUUGGGGUAUAUUUUGAGCCUCAUUAUUCUCGAGCUCGAAUUUAUAUGACAAAGUUCAUCGCUUUACUCUCAAUCAUGGAUGAUAUCUAUGAUAAUUAUGGAACGGUAGAGGAACUCCAGACAUUUACUGAAGUAAUCCAAAGAUGGGACAUAGAGGCAGCGGAUCAGCUAGAGGAGUUCUUUAAACUCCUUUUCCUUAAUCUAUAUAACACAUUCAAGGAAUUUGAGGACGAUCUCGCAGAGGAGGGAAACUCAUAUAGAGUGGACUAUCUUAAAGAAUCACUCAAAAAAUUAUCGAGGGCUUAUUUUGAAGAAGCCAAAUGGAGGGAUGAAGGUUACGAGCCACCUCUUAAAGAAUAUCUGAAUGUUUCACUGAUCUCCUGUUGCUAUGCUAUACUAUCAUGCGCUUCUUUUGUUGGUAUGGGAGAAGAAGCAACGAAGGAGGCAUUCGAUUGGGUUACAAGCUUCCCAAGAAUCAUAAAGGCUAUAUCCAUGAUCUGCCGGCUCCUGGAUGAUGUUGUAUCCAAUGAGUUUGAACAAGAGAGGAAGCAUGUCUCAUCGGCUGUCCAGUGCUACGUUAAAGAGCAUGGCACUUCAGUGCAGGAGGCAUGUGAGAAGCUACUGGGGAUGAUCGAAGACGAAUGGAAAAUUCUGAACCAUGAGUGUCUUCAUAUGGCUGCCAUGCCAACGUCUUUGAUCAUGCGGAUCAUCAACCUCGCACGAAUGAUGGAAACCAUAUACAGAAAGUAUGAUUCAUACACGCAUGCUUUGGAUACAAUGAAAGAUCAUAUCACAUCAUUGCUAGUCGAGCCCAUUGCCUUCUGAGAAGAAAGCAACGGUCCCUUAUUUCAUAUAGGUUCACCUACACCUACCUAUCUAGGACAUCGCAGAUUUGCAUAUCUGCUCUGGGUAUCUUGUAGCGUGGGAAUAAGUCCUGUGUUUCCAUAUCUGUUCUUGGUAUCUUAUAGCAUGUGUAAUCCUCUAAAACACUUAUGAUUGUCAUGUGAGCGAGUUAAUUCUCAAUAAAGUUGUACGAUCUUAUUAUA
Molecule: messenger RNA, 1952 nt
Organism: Phoenix dactylifera (date palm)
Lineage: Eukaryota; Viridiplantae; Streptophyta; Magnoliopsida; Arecales; Arecaceae
Source: RefSeq, a predicted model, not a curated record